AUGCCCAACACUGGGAAGCCGAGUAAAGAUUGCCAUCUCUGUCGUUCGAGACGAGUGAAGUGUGAUUUAGGCCGCCCAGCUUGCCAAAGAUGCAUAAAGUAUGGCGCCGAGUGUCCAGGAUAUCGCAGUGAGCAGGAGCUCGUCUUCCACAACUACACCUCCAAUUCUGGUGGUCCCAAGAAGCGCAAGAAGCGCGCCCCCAAAACAGCCGGCAGCACCCCAUCAGUAUUAUCAUCAGCGCCCCCUACCCCGUCGUCCUUGGGUGACUCGGGGCCGGCAACGCCUUCACUGGCCUUCUUAGACGAAGAUCAACCGUACCUCUCGCCGGAGGAGGCCCAGCUCAUCCUUGCCAACUCCCCUUCCCCUCUAUUCCUGACCAAGCCUUUGCAUGAGCACUGGACUGCCCAGUCAAUCCCCAUCCUCCUCAAUGUCUAUGAGUCUCUGGAGUUCCUAAAUAAGAUUUAUCAAAACUACCCGCAGGACGGGCCCUUGGUCUGGGCUGCUCACCUGUUUUCCCGCACUUACAUAACCAACGUCGCCCACCCAACGUCUGUACACAAGGAUGCGCAGGAAGAGACGGAGCGAGAGCUCAGGACCUACAUGGGGAAGGCUUUGCGCUCGGUACACGGGGCGCUCCAGGCGCCUGACGGUGCACUGAGGGAUGAUGUCCUUGCCACCGUAUGGAUUCUCGCUAACUACGAGCUCCUUGCUGGGUCAUUAAACAACUCAAAAAUCUUGAGCCCAUGGCAUCUCCAUUCCCGCGGGCUGUGCAGCAUCCUCAGGACAAGGGGGUCGAAAAUGUUCUUCUCCGAGGCAGGUCGUGUGGCCUUCUGGUCUGCCUACAAUAUGGUUCAAAUUGAGGCACUUGUGACAAGCUCUGAAUGCCCAGCAGAGUCGAGAGAGUGGCUGGGCAUCAUUAGAACCAUAAUGGACCAGUCGGAGCACGCCCCUCUCCUGGUGUCUUCAUACAUUGUCGAGAUAGCACGCGUGCAAUGCAGGAUGCUCAUCAUCCUACGCGACCACGACAGCCAGGCAGCUUCGGCAGAGUACUCGACACUCAUGGACUGCCUGAGGAAAGCUGAGGCAGAAGUCGUGGCCAACCUCAAUAUCGGCGAUGCCCCCCAUCCCCUGGAACUGUACUGGGUACAGCUGUGGCGUGCCGCCCAGGUCAAAUGCUACCACGUCGCUCAUCUUCUGGCCACCUUCUUGACGCACUUCCCGCCGUACCCGGUCUCGCUUGACCAGCUGGAAAGGGACAGACGCGAGUUCCUGGAGAAGGUUUGGAGUGCCUCGGGCUCCAUCCUAGCAGACGCACCCAGAUUUCUUGGCGCAUUCGGCGGACACAGAGGGCCGAGACCACCCAAGGCCCUUUUCGACGCCUUGAAGAUGAUAUGGCCGCUCACCGUCAUUUACAUCAUCCCCUCGUCGACGGAGGAACACAAGGCAGGUGCCCACGCCUGGCUUCUUCUGGUUGGGAGGGAACUGGGGGUGAGGCAGGCCUUGAAAGUAUACCCUGAGCAUGCGAUGCGCGGCGUGCCAGACGAGGCCCGAGAGCCGUUGAGGAUCGAGGAAAUCUGA
This is a messenger RNA of Clonostachys rhizophaga, 1578 nucleotides long. The record is from the annotation of a GenBank genome assembly. Lineage: Eukaryota; Fungi; Ascomycota; Sordariomycetes; Hypocreales; Bionectriaceae.